This is a messenger RNA of Aspergillus versicolor CBS 583.65, 2130 nucleotides long. RefSeq lists its product as uncharacterized. NCBI's taxonomy places the organism in Eukaryota, Fungi, Ascomycota, Eurotiomycetes, Eurotiales, Aspergillaceae. The coding region runs from base 101 to 1915 and encodes 604 amino acids. The record is from RefSeq and is a predicted model, not a curated record. The transcript has a single exon.
CGCAGAGUGGAUCAUCGGAACAACUCAAUCAAGACUCUCUUCGUCAAGAACCUUAUAAGCUGUAUCACACGUCCUUUUUUAGACCAUCAACUCAUCAACCAUGACACUUUUUUUGCAUUCUCUACCCCUGGAGGUAUUGCUGAUUGUGACUGAUAUUCUGGCUUCCGAGCACCUCCCCAGCUUGCAUGCCUUUUCUCUCGCGAGCAAGUCUUGCUGCGCCAUCGCUAAGAGCAACUGCUUCCGAAAUAUCCACUUCGAGACGGUUGCAGAGAACAGGCUCUUGGUUGACAUUGAACGCUGGGAAGGCAUCCUCCAAAGACACAAUGCUUACUCUUCCGUUCAUCGACUAACUGUUCACGGCUUUAUCCCAUUAACAACAUCCAACAAUGCAUCCUAUAUUGAAACCCCCGAUAUACCACUGUCCUUUCAACGACCAUGCCCCCGGGAAGACGAAUGGACAGACCUCAGGUCUCAAUACUCUAACCUCCUGUUUCCGGGGCCUAAACCAGCUGAUCUCGAAACAAUGACCGCAUGGGAACCACUAGCUCGGUUUAUCAAGAAGCUCUCAGGGCUCAGAGAUCUGUUUUGGACCGCAUGGGCCGCGUUCCCGCCAUGUAUACUGGGGGUGCUGCAUCAGCAUCUCCCAAAAUGCCGAAUCCACAUAAGAUCAUCCACUCUGAAGCAUUUGUAUGGAUCGUCACCUCUCCCUGCGGGUUACGAAUCAUACGAGUACGCUCUUGCGACGUCUCCCUCGCUAUCCAGCCUGGCAUUCAGGAUGGGGAACUUGCAGAAUGCCGCGGUGUGCACCGAGCGCGCUGUCUUGCGCAUGGCUGCUGGACUCGCACCCAACCUAACACAGGUAUACAUGCAAUACGUGAACGAGUUUCCCCUAAUAUAUGACGAUACUGAACUGAAACCACCACGCACGCACCUUUUCACGAAGCCGCCGGUCUAUCCAUCUCGUCUCCGCUCACUAACACUGCACGGCCCUACGCCUGAGAGCACCGAGAGCUGGAACGAAUAUACCCCUUUCUCCAACCUGACAACGUUCCAGUUGCAUGGCGAUUACAAAUACGAUCUUCUCUCAAAGCUUUCGACGUAUGAUUUCCAGUCCCUGAAGAGCCUCGUGCUUCGAUUCACCAAUAACAUGGCCCCGCGAUGCCGAUAUGGCUUCGUCGCCCACUUGGAUACUAAUCCUGAUAGUUUCCUUACGAAACUUCCUCCACUCGAAAGUCUUCUGAUCUCAGCCCCCUGGGCCGAACAGCCUCUCGAUAUCCCAUUCGAGCAUCACGGUACAAAACUCCGCAAACUAGGACUCUUGCUUUCCCGCCCACAACGCCGCCCAGGCCGGAAACCACAUAUCGCUCUUAAACAAAUCAAUCAAAUCAAAGCCCACUGUCACCAUCUCCGGGAUUUGACUAUCCAGAUUCCACGGACGCAAGGUGAUGCCCAUGAAGUGGAGAUCUACCGCGCGCUAGAUAUCGCAUCUCUGUCUAGUCUUACGAUAGAGCUAGACUGCACAGCUAUGAAUGAUGAUAUCAAACCCUGUCUCGUGAAUUUAGCCAUUGAUGAAAAGCUCGUUCGGUCUAUUUUCUCCACUGUUACAAACUCGUUUUCUCCGUCUUCGUUGCUGCAAACUCUCAGGUUAGAAGUCUUCAUGAACACCCCAUAUGGCAAGCUUGAGAUCUUCCACGCGCUCAUGAGAGAGACCAUCUGGGAGGCUUUCCGCGCACCGGAUGGCGUAUUCGUGCAUGAGAGUCUCCGGGAUAAACGCGAUAGCUGGCGGAAGAGAAUUGCACUGGCGGAUGACUGGAUGGGCGAUGUUCCUGCCGAGAAGGAGUUCAGGGAGCUUUGGCCGUCCAAGGGGGGUCAUUGGAUGCAGGAUUGGCAUAGCUUUCCGUUGCAGUUGACUUAGCUUCUUUAAAUAUUGAAAUAGAUCCUAUUGUAUAGCUGGCUGGUUGUCUCGCUGACUAUCCCAUAAUAGCAGAAACUUGGGUUAGAACAGCUACUAGAUACUCAAGGUUAGAAACAUUUCUUUUAGGCUGACUUACAUUAUCAUUAUAGCUGGUCUUUACAGAACGUUAAAUGUACGUAUUCUACCUGAGAAUACCAAAAAGAAAUAAGUAACCA